Messenger RNA from Ceraceosorus bombacis, 2184 nucleotides. The record is from the annotation of a GenBank genome assembly. NCBI's taxonomy places the organism in Eukaryota, Fungi, Basidiomycota, Exobasidiomycetes, Ceraceosorales, Ceraceosoraceae.
AUGCCUGCCCGAGCAUCCUGUCGGUUCUGCCGCACACGCAAACUGGUGAGUGCGCAAGCUUUGAGGGUCUGCACCGCGUGACUGUCUCGGGCCAGCUGACGCUGAUGGCCUUGUUCGCUGCUUUAGAAAUGUGUGCCUGCGCCUCAGGACGGCAUUCAAGUGCCGUGUCAGGCUUGUCUGGCUCGCGGUCAGGAAUGCAUUCACGAUGAUCGGGCGGUCAUGGGUCGACCUUUGAAGCGCGCUCGGACAAGUUCGACGGUGCCAGAUGAGUCGAAGUCUGCGUCGACGGCCACGAGGAGACGUGAGCAGAGCAUAGGCGCACUUCUUUCGGAUGCCUACGGUGAUCUGUUUCAGACCGACAUCGAGUGCGCUCCACCAACGAUCAGCUCUUCGGCUACGUCUUUCCAGUCGCCAUGCAGAGACACGAGCGCUUCUUGCUCGGCCUUCAAGAUUGCUCUCGAGAAGCUUCGGCAGCAUCAAGCCCAUCUCCCCAUUCCGGACGCAGCUGACGAAGCUGACCAGGUCCCUUGCGGAUCCUCCACAUACCCGGCCAUCAUUCAGCUGAUGAAUACGGCACUGCUAGAAAUGUGCAUCUCGCACCUAGCGCCUUAUUUGCAGCUCAAGACGGACCGCUACUAUGCCAUCGCUCUCACCAGAGACUCGCAUGAGCUCAAAGUCGGUGAGAGGGAUGAGCUGGAUCUGGACGCGUUCGUGCAGCCUGUGGCGAGCACGAGCAGCUCCAGCAGAGAAGACGCGCUUUUUCUAAAGUGGGAAAAGCUUCAUCCCCUCGCUUGUCUGUUCGAGGAAUCGCAAAAGUCAAAAGUGAUGACGGAGCACGAAAGACGAAGCUCACCGUUGCUGAAUGCAAUGUGGCAUUUGAGCUUGUCUGAGGCCUUGGAGCUUGAUGCGAGUUCGGACAACUCCGCGGAAGACAGUAGGCGCCUGCAACGCGACGCAGAGAGCUUUUUCAGUGAUUGCGUGGUCACUGCUUCGAGCGACUACCAGACUGCCACGCUGUCACUACUCUCGCUCAUGCUGGCGAUGCAUCACAUGUGUCGAGGACGCGCCAAGAUAGGCACUGCAUAUCUAGCUCUCUCGAGCCACUUGCUCGAGAGGGACGUGUCCAAGCUCGACCAUGCAUCGUCCUUGACCGCCCUUCUCCGCGCAACCAUCGCAUCUUUUGAGGUUUGGGCACUCCUCUCGCUCGCAUGCAGCACAUCGACAGCUGCAGACUGCAGCGGCGUCUUCAAGACACUCUCGGCAAAGGUCGACGGCGUGUGGGCAUGCGGCGACUUGCUUCGCGCAACACUCGGCGGCAACAAGCGCAGCUUGUUCGUCCUUUUCCAAAGUGCUAGUCUGGUAGCCUCACUGGUCGGCAACAGCAAGUCACACAGGGGACUGCUGCAGAGCCAAGACUCGACUUUGAGCUCCUUUGGAAGCGCUGCGCGGAGCCUCUUGGCGAUCGGGCUUUCACUAAGCCAGCUAAAGCCCAAUACUAGCGAGCGGCAGUCUCUUGAAAAUGUAUGGACGCAUCUGAGGGCAGUGCAUGAACUCGCAAAAUUUCUCGAAGCACCCCGCCAGGAUCACCGAGUCUUUUCCAAAAUUUCCUUUGGCACCGCUAUAUCCGAUCAGCAGGGUCUCGAUUCAGAUGACGCGCCGACUAUCUGCCUCCUGAUUGGCUCAUUCAUCAAAGUUGGAGUCGCACUCCUCGAGUACGCACGUCGAAACGAGUGGGUAAGCUCGCCCACUGCGCUCAGCGUCUGUAGAGAGCUCGAACAGCUCUGCGCGCACAAGAGGUUGGCGGGCAACCCAGGUAUUGAAGCGAGCAAAGGGAGCUUGAACGUCGUCGAGCUUAACCUAACGCGAAGGCAGUGGCAAGCGGACAACACUCCCCCUCAGGACGCCCCGCCUCUGAACGCGGUGCACCUUGGGCUCGAUUCGACGAGCUUCACUGCAGCGCAAUGGGACUCCGCGGACUUGCAUCGAUUCCUAUCUGGAUUUGUUGAUCAGUCGGAUGCACCAUCUGCAUGUGCGAUCAGCCCCGCGUAUGUACAAUCGGAGGCAGACGGCAGCGCGGAUACGUCAUUCAUAUCGGACGCACUCGGUACAAUGUGGGGCGAGCCGUGGGGAUCGGAAGAUCUGGCCGCUCUCGAAGCGAUGCCGCCCGAGCUCGAGUCUGGUUGA